This is a messenger RNA of Zingiber officinale, 1192 nucleotides long. Its product is annotated as serine/threonine protein phosphatase 2A 55 kDa regulatory subunit B beta isoform-like. Gene Ontology annotation, biological process: peptidyl-serine dephosphorylation. The record is from RefSeq and is a predicted model, not a curated record. The transcript is spliced from 9 exons. The coding region runs from base 98 to 1192 and encodes 364 amino acids. Gene Ontology annotation, molecular function: protein binding; protein phosphatase regulator activity. Lineage: Eukaryota; Viridiplantae; Streptophyta; Magnoliopsida; Zingiberales; Zingiberaceae. Gene Ontology annotation, cellular component: cytosol; protein phosphatase type 2A complex.
UUCUCUCCUGGUUGGGUUCGUUACACAGUAGCGCUCCUUCACCGCACGCUCGCAGCUCCUCAGCUCGCUCGCCGCUUCGAGGGCGUUGGUAAGGGCCAUGGCUUCGUCGGCGAGGGCGUUGGAGUGGAAGUUCUCUCAGGUGCUCGGAGAGAGGCAGCCUGGCGAGAAGGUCGACGAGAUUGACAUGAUAUCGGCAGUUGAAUUUGAGAGUAGAGGUGACUACCUUGCAAUUGGAGAUCAUGGGGGUCGUAUUGUUUUGUUUCAAAAGAAAGACAGGAAAGAUUCACAUCCUAGAAAAGUGCUAGAGCAUACAGACUAUAUUGUUACCUCGCCUCCUCUCUAUUGCUAUAAGACAGAGUUCCAAAGUCAUGAAAUUGAGUUUGAUUACCUGAAGAGUUUGGAAAUUGGAGAGAAGAUCAACAAAAUAAGAUGGUGUGCCAACCCCAAUAGUUCUCUGUUCGUUCUUUCUACAAAUGACAGAACAAUUAAGCUAUGGAAGGUCUCAGACCAUAAAGUUAAGAUCAAUGAAAUGGAUUCAAAUGUGCAUGUAGCCUCAGAAAAUGCUCUUCUAUCAGAGAGAAGUUUCUUGAAUGACCAAAGAAAACCAUCUAUUCCCAAAGGUUACCAAUUAGAAUGGAUUGCUAAAAGGCCACGAAAUACAUCUACAUUUAAGGAAAGCUCUAAUGUGACAUUUGAUAUUGAAGAUUUUGCUUCCUCGAGGUGUCGUCGGGUGUACUCCCAUGCUCAUGACUACAACAUUAAUUCUUUAUCAAUUAAUUGUGAUUUGGAGACAUUCUUAUCUGCUGAUGACCUGAGAAUAAACAUAUGGAACCUCGAAGUUAGUAACCAAUGCUUCAACAUCAUUGAUUUGAGGCCUGUGGACAUUGAGGAUCUCGUAGAGGUAAUAACUUCAGCUGAGUUUCAUCCAGCAUGCUGUAAUCUCUUAGCUUACAGCAGCUCAAGAGGUUUCAUACGACUAGUAGAUAUGAGACAAUCAGCACUAUGUGAUCAGAAUGCAAAACUUUUUCAAGAUCGUGAAACUUUUGGGUCUAAGUCCUUCUUCACUGAGAUUGCUGCUUCUACCUCAGACAUAAAGUUUGCUAAAGAUGGGCGACAUAUUUUAAGUCGGGACUACAUGAAUUUAAAGGUUUUCUGGUUGUCUUUUUCUUUGGUACUUUGGAAUAUUGGUUGA